Messenger RNA from Sungouiella intermedia, 288 nucleotides. Lineage: Eukaryota; Fungi; Ascomycota; Pichiomycetes; Serinales; Metschnikowiaceae. The record is from the annotation of a GenBank genome assembly.
AUGGCACUCUUUGGAAGCGCUUCCUCCCAGGCGGCAUCGCUGCAAUCUCAGCAGAUUAAAACACAGCUCCAAGAGCAGAUCAGCCAGGAGUUGGCGGUGGCUAACGCCACGGAAUUGGUCAACAAGAUCACACAGAACUGCUUCGAUAAGUGCAUUUUACACCCUCAAGACUCUAUCACGGCGCAACAAAAUGGCUGUAUCAAUCAGUGUUUGGAGAAGUACAUGAGAUCGUGGAAUGUGAUUUCUAAGACCUACAUCUCUCGGAUCCAGAGCGAGAAAUCUGCCUAA